Molecule: messenger RNA, 1272 nt
Organism: Aureobasidium uvarum
Lineage: Eukaryota; Fungi; Ascomycota; Dothideomycetes; Dothideales; Saccotheciaceae
Source: the annotation of a GenBank genome assembly
AUGUCGCCCCAAGUAAACGCCUUCGACCUCCAGACUUGUGCUCGUCCCAACAUCUUGGCUCUCGAGCCCUACAGAUGUGCUAGAGACGACUACAAGGACGACGGCACAAACAUUCUUUUGGACGCCAAUGAGAACGCCUACGGCCCAGGUCUGGCAAUCGAUGCUGCUUCAGGCAAGCUGAAGAAUGCUUUGAACGGCGAUGCCACUGUCGAGCCCGAGCUCAAGCAACUGCUGUGCAACCUCCGCAACACCCACACCCACACAGAGAAGACGCUGACGCCGGACAAUCUCUUUGUCGGCGUCGGCAGCGACGAAGCCAUUGACGCCCUCAUACGCGCCUUCUGCGUUCCCGCCAAGGACAAGAUCCUGACAUGCCCUCCAACUUACGGCAUGUACUCCGUCUCGGCUCAGGUCAACGACGUCCAAGUCGUCAAGGCCUCGCUAGAUGUCAACGACAACUUUGCCCUCCAACCCCGCCUCAUCAAUGAGAUUCUCGAACAAGACGCCCACAUCAAGAUGGUUUACAUCUGCUCUCCCGGCAACCCCACCGCCAACCUCGUGCGCAAGGAAGACGUCGAGCUUGUCCUCAGACACCCCUCCUGGAACGGUAUUGUCGUCCUCGACGAAGCUUACAUCGACUUUGCCCCCGACGGCACCUCGCUCGCCGAAUGGGUCAACGACUGGCCCAACCUCGUCGUCAUGCAAACCCUCUCCAAAGCCUUUGGUCUCGCCGGCAUUCGUCUAGGCGCUGCCUUUACUUCCCCGCCCAUCGCCACCCUUCUCAACUCACUCAAGGCCCCUUACAAUAUCUCGAACCCAACCUCUCAACUCGCCAUCGCCGCCCUACAACCCAAAAACCUAAAAGUCAUGCGCCAAAACCGCGACAAGAUUAUCCAACAGCGUGACCGUAUGCUCAAGGAGAUGCCUUCCAUCUCUGGCAUUGGCAGAUUUCGCGGCGGCGCCGCUAGCAACUUUNUGCUCGUCGAAAUGCUAGAUGCCUCCAAUCAGCCCAGCAAUGAAAUUGCGCUAGCAGUAUACGAACAGCUCGCAGAGUCUCGAGGCGUCGUCGUCCGUUUCCGCGGCAAGGAGUUGGGCUGUUUGGGUUGCCUGCGCAUUACCGUAGGCACCGAGGAGGAAGUUACUCGUUUCCUUAGAGAGAUUACAAGUGUCUUGGAAACUGUGAGGAACGAUCAGAGUGGCAAGACUCUGGACAAGGCAGAGCAGAAAACAGAAGACAAGGCUGAAGAGCAAGCUAAUGACAUCGUCGCUUAG